Molecule: messenger RNA, 1320 nt
Organism: Brettanomyces bruxellensis
Lineage: Eukaryota; Fungi; Ascomycota; Pichiomycetes; Pichiales; Pichiaceae
Gene: RPT2
Product: ATPase of 26S proteasome regulatory subunit 4
Exons: 1
Coding region: 1-1320 (439 amino acids)
Biological process (GO): proteasome-mediated ubiquitin-dependent protein catabolic process
Cellular component (GO): proteasome regulatory particle, base subcomplex
Molecular function (GO): ATP hydrolysis activity; proteasome-activating activity; ATP binding
Source: RefSeq, a predicted model, not a curated record
AUGGGUCAGGAUGCAUCAAUGCCUAAUAAGGGCAGAAAGAAGGACCAUAAUAAGAAGAAGCAGAAGCCAAAGUACGAGCCACCGGUUCAAUCAAAAGCGUUUGGAAGAAAAAGUAGAAAAGGACCAAAUGCCGCACUGAAGCUCCCAACAGUUUUGCCGAACACGAGGUGUAAGCUUCGGUUGUUAAAACUUGAACGUAUUAAAGAUCAUCUUUUAUUGGAAGAGGAAUUUGUUACAAAUCAAGAGAAUUUACAACCGACUGACCAAAGACAAGCGGAGGAGAGAGAAAAGAUUGAUGAUGUUAGAGGCUCACCGAUGUCCAUUGGAACACUUGAGGAGAUUGUUGAUGAUGAUCAUGCGAUAGUUUCAUCCGCAACAGGUCCAGAGUACUACGUUUCCAUUUUAUCAUUUGUGGAUAAGAGUCUCUUAGAACCAGGAUGUCAAGUUCUUCUUCAUCAUAAAACUGUGUCUGUUGUUGGAGUUUUGCAAGAUGAAUCAGAUCCGAUGGUAAAUGUUAUGAAAAUGGAUAAAGCACCAACAGAAUCUUAUGCUGAUGUUGGUGGUCUUGAAUCGCAAAUACAAGAGAUAAAAGAAUCGGUGGAACUUCCACUUACACAUCCGGAAUUAUACGAAGAGAUGGGAAUCAAACCACCAAAAGGAGUUAUUUUAUAUGGACCACCAGGUACAGGAAAAACACUUUUGGCAAAGGCUGUUGCAAAUCAAACCAGUGCUACAUUCCUUCGUAUUGUCGGCUCUGAAUUGAUCCAAAAAUACCUUGGUGAUGGUCCGCGCCUUUGUAGGCAACUUUUCAAGGUUGCCUCUGAAAAUGCCCCAGCAAUCGUUUUUAUAGAUGAAAUUGAUGCUAUCGGUGCAAAGAGAUAUGACUCCAGUUCUGGAGGUGAGAGAGAGGUGCAGAGAACACUUUUGGAGUUGUUGAAUCAGUUGGAUGGUUUCGAUGAUCGUGGAGACGUCAAAGUUAUUAUGGCAACAAAUAAAAUUGAAAGUUUAGAUCCAGCAUUAAUUAGGCCAGGACGUAUUGACAGAAAAAUUAAGUUUGAAAAUCCAGAUCCAGCUACGAAAAAGAAGAUUCUACAGAUUCAUACUUCUAAAAUGAAUCUUGCCCCAGAUGUCAACUUGGAUGACGUGAUUAGUUCAAAGGAUGAUUUGAGUGGAGCAGAUAUUAAGGCUAUAUGUACAGAAGCCGGAUUAUUGGCUUUGAGGGAAAGAAGAAUGCAGGUCACCUCCGAAGAUUUUGUCAAAGGUAAAGAAAGAGUGAUGAAGAAUAAAAUCGACACAAACUUGGAGAGUUUGUAUCUAUAA